AUGCAAUCGCUUGUACUUUUUGGCGUCAUCUUGCAACUUGUUCUGAUCUCUUCGGCACACGAUCAAUGUGAAAGCAACUCUUGUGCCAAAAAGUGUCCCCCUUCAUGGAAGCGAUGGCGUGACUCGUGUUACCGUUUCACCCCGAGCGGGGGCAGCUGGGUCGCCUCACGGGAGGCCUGUCUGCAGAUGGGAGGCAACCUGGCCGCCCCGCAGUCACAGGAAGAGAACGAUUUCUUCUGGGAAUUCGGAAAAGAGGAAAAAUCGAAUCUAUUCUGGAUAAACUGCGAAAAAUUAGAAACCAACAACCAAUGGUUUUGUGACGGAAAGGCUAUGGUCGGUUCCGAUGCAUUCGAAUACUGGGCUCCCGGUGAACCAAAGACUAACAUCGGCCACGUCUGCACUGCUGUCGACAUACGCAAUGAUGGGCAUUGGAUUGAUUUCACAUGUUCGAGCACACCUCCAUUCCCCGGCAUUUGCAGAUUGGUACCCCCUGCACCUCGUCUACACUGCUGCACAAUCAACAGCGAAGGUAGGCUGGACCCAUCGUGUUUUGAAAACUAA
Messenger RNA from Patiria miniata (bat star), 561 nucleotides. RefSeq names its product lactose-binding lectin l-2-like. Bases 1 to 561 code for a protein of 186 amino acids. Gene Ontology annotation, biological process: detection of molecule of fungal origin; positive regulation of lymphocyte activation; phagocytosis, recognition. Gene Ontology annotation, cellular component: cell surface. The record is from RefSeq and is a predicted model, not a curated record. NCBI's taxonomy places the organism in Eukaryota, Metazoa, Echinodermata, Asteroidea, Valvatida, Asterinidae. Gene Ontology annotation, molecular function: pattern recognition receptor activity; (1->3)-beta-D-glucan binding. The transcript has a single exon.